AGUUAACCUCACGCACGAGCUGGCAUACACUCGUGUCACGGCCUACUAUCUUCGGAUAAAGUCUACAGAAACUUGUAAAAAGAGAAAACCGUGCUAAUCAAAAGAAGUUCAAGUUGAAUGAUCAAGAAACAUUUAUGUGAAUCGAAUUCGAAUGUUAUUGGAACAAGGAUUUAAUCAAGUGCAAACUGUAGGCGUCGUCGAACGGUAGAACGACGCCAGACGAUAGUGGGGAAUCGUCAGAUUUGGAAUACCAACUGCUUGCAGAGGUACUUGUCUUGAUCAGACGGGUCUAUAAGGAGGUUCAAGGGCGUCGCUGUUGACUUAAACCAAGGAUUUCACCAAACUUCAAACUGAGGCUCAACCUGACAAUCCCAACACCAUGCAUAACGGCAAGGAGGUCGACGCCACGCCUGACGCGAUACCAAUAUCAACCAUCUCCUCGUCCUCCUCCUCAUCCCCUCCUACCAAUGGAACAAAGGUUUCCAAUGGUUACGGAGAGGACGCUGGGUUGGAUGAUGAUGCAGCAGCUCAGAAGCAGGCGGAUGCGGUCCUGGCCAAGCUCAAGGGGGACAUGUCGUAUGGAAUAGAAGACACUCCAGCUUGGUAUAUAUCCGUGUUACUCGGAUUCCAGCAUUAUCUGACGAUGAUUGGUUCAACCAUAGCCAUCCCUCUUAUCCUCGCACCAAGUCUCUGUAUCAGCGACAACAAUGUCGCUUUGGCCGAGGUCAUCGCAACCAUGUUCUUCGUAUCCGGUGUCGCAACCCUUCUACAAACAUUCGUCGGUAACAGAUUACCCAUCGUGCAAGGCGGAACCUUUUCUCUCUUAGCACCAAGUUUUGCCGUUUUGGCUUUGAAGGGACCGUGCUUAGAUCCGUUACCAGACAAUGCCACCGAUGUGCCGCCCGAGGUGCUGGCAAACAGAACAGAGUUCUGGAGAGGCAGGAUGAGAGAGCUUCAAGGAGACAUCAUGGUUGCGUCCUGCUUUCAGGUCAUCAUUGGUAUCACAGGAGGAAUCGGUUUCUUGCUUCGUUUUCUUGGACCCCUGGUCAUCGCUCCAACCAUCGCACUCAUUGGCCUUUCUCUCUUCCCUGCUGCUGCUAGCUUUGCUGGGUCACACUGGGGAAUCGCCUCUCUAACGAUCGGAUUAAUGGUCCUAUUUUCCCAAUAUCUAGCUCGGGCAUACAUCCCAUUCUGCACUUUCUCAAGAUCGCAAAAGAAACUUCGUCUUGUUAGGAUGUACAUCUUCAGACUCUUUCCUGUGAUUUUGGCGAUACUGUUAUCCUGGCUCUUCGCCUACCUCCUCACGAGGUUUGACGUGUUUCCGGACAGUCCGAGUGUUUACGGAUACCUGGCCAGGACCGACAUCCGAGCUUCGGUUAUCCAAGAUGCAUCGUGGUUCAGAUUUCCUUAUCCGGGUCAAUGGGGUCUUCCCACCGUCACGAUCGCCGGAGUCUUCGGCAUGCUAGCAGGGGUUCUCGCCUCCAUGAUCGAAUCGGUGGGCGACUACUACGCAUGUGCCCGACUAGCUGGAGCCCCGCCCCCUCCAAACCACGCGGUGAAUCGUGGUAUAUUGAUCGAAGGUCUUUCGUGCGUGCUCGCUGGAGCUAUCGGGUCGGGGAACGGGACAACAUCGUACAGUGAAAACAUUGGCGCCAUCGGCAUUACAAAGGUGGGGAGUAGAAGAGUCAUUCAAACCGGGGGAGCGAUAAUGAUCCUCGUUGGGUGUCUACCCAAGUUUGCUGCCAUCUUCGUCACCAUUCCUGAUCCAAUCGUGGGAGGGAUGUUCUUCGUCAUGUUUGGAAUGGUGGCAGCGGUGGGCUUAUCGAACCUUCAGUUCGUUGAUCUCAACUCAUCACGAAAUAUCUUCGUCCUUGGAUUUGCAAUAUUUUCGGGUCUUUGUAUUCCGAGUUGGAUCUCGAGUGAAGAGAACGCGGCGUACAUUGCCACAGGCGUACCUGAACUGGACCAAAUCAUCGUUGUUCUCCUAAGUACCAGUAUGUUUGUUGGAGGAUUCUUUGGUUUUAUACUGGACAACACCAUCCCAGGAACGAUUGAAGAGAGGGGGAUCAUCAAAUUUCAACGCCUCACAGGGGACGGAGAGGACGGAACCGUCAAUGAAAAGGUGACCGAGCUCGUCAACAAGUGCUAUGAGCUACCCUGGUUAUUGAUGCGGGUGAUCAACAAAGUACCGUGCUUCUAUUAUCUGCCAUUCUGUCCAAACUUCACGGGCUGCUGCCGACGAAGAAAGCGACUUGAUCCAGAACAACCAGAAGCAGUAAACGUCACAUCUAACUCCACACCUCUCUGAUUCACCAUUCACUUAAAACCAAAACAAAUUGUAUAUGGACAAGACAAGGUAUUCAUUCUGUGGGCCAACGUAGAGGGCUUCAGCACAGGAGGCCGAUAUAGUACUACCAGACCGAAACUAUAAUUGGUCAAGAGUGCCUUCAGGCAACAAUUAUCCACGAGACUGAUAUUAGCUCGACCGAAAAUGUGUUGGUCUCACAGGACUUGUGAAAAGUUACCAGAGGGUAACCAAAAUGACGCAACUUUUUUGUGGGCAACAAGAUUAUGACGAAAUUAUCGUGUGAAUAUAUUAUUGGUGUAAUGUAGAUGUAAAAGAGGCUGUCUCAUGAUAACUUUGCAGCAUAUUGUUUUAACAAAUAAAAAAAAAUCCAGUUCUUCCUAUACACAUUGUCUUUCACAGUUUAUUGUAAACUAUUUUGAUCGGGUAUUACGUUUUGUGAUUAUAUUACUAAUUGAACUAAACUUGGUGAUGAUAUUCUCUUUCCUUUAAUUGACGUUGUUAUGAAUGUUGCUUUGUUUUUUUACUAUUGUAUGUUUGUAUUAUCUUCUGAAAAAAA
Molecule: messenger RNA, 2864 nt
Organism: Strongylocentrotus purpuratus (purple sea urchin)
Lineage: Eukaryota; Metazoa; Echinodermata; Echinoidea; Camarodonta; Strongylocentrotidae
Product: solute carrier family 23 member 1
Exons: 14
Coding region: 380-2308 (642 amino acids)
Biological process (GO): transmembrane transport
Cellular component (GO): membrane
Molecular function (GO): transmembrane transporter activity
Source: RefSeq, a predicted model, not a curated record